This is a messenger RNA of Rhopalosiphum padi (bird cherry-oat aphid), 936 nucleotides long. RefSeq lists its product as uncharacterized. The record is from RefSeq and is a predicted model, not a curated record. The transcript has a single exon. Bases 1 to 936 code for a protein of 311 amino acids. NCBI's taxonomy places the organism in Eukaryota, Metazoa, Arthropoda, Insecta, Hemiptera, Aphididae.
AUGAGCAAAAACGAUGUAGACGAGUGCAUGUCAGACCGAUGUUGUUGCAGAUUGAUAAUAAAGAAAUGCAAUGAAAAGCCGGUCUCGUCGGCAGUUUUGAAACUACGCGAAGGGCGUGACGAACGUGCUAAAAACUCUGAAAUGAGUCUUUGCGAUUUCUUAAAAUCACAGCCGGUGUCGGACUGGAUAAAAGCUCUACAAGACAACCGUGCAGGGAUAAAAGACUCGGACGACAAGCGGAAGAGCCCGGGAGAGCCGGUCACGGCACCAGGUCCGGUAAAACGUGUUUGUCAACAACCACCAACCGCCGACCGCGUAGGGAAGCAGCAUCCUCAGCUUCAGCACCGAGAUAUCAAGCAGAAUCCACAGGUCAAGCCCACGUCCGGUGUUCCGGAAGAUCGAGCCAUGUCACAGAUCAUCAUCAACAUCGGUACGAUAAUAACUGAUAGAGUCUAUAAGCGGGACUCAUACCAGCAGACUGAUCCGGAAGUCCGGACUACUGUCAGUCCACCGCCGCCAGCCGACCACCCGACCAGUGACUGUCCACCGGUCGAGCGUCCAACUUCUAUCUGUCCGCCGGCCAAAAAACCCACCUCCGUUUGUCCACCAACCGAACGUCCGACUUCUGUUUGUCCGUCGGCCGAAAAACCCACCUCCGUCUGUCCGUCGGCCGAAAAACCCACCUCCGUCUGUCCAUCGGUCGAAAAAUCCACCUCUGUCUGUUCGCCGGCCAAACGUCCGACCGCCGCUAUUGCCCCCAUAGUUCGUACACCAGGUGUUGAACCUGUUCCGGUUGCACGGGACCGUACUUGUCGGUACAGGGGUAACGCACUGUCCACUGUUCCGACUAUGGAAAAGAAACCAGGUUUUGAGUCCGAAAUUAAGUGGAAGAUGAAUUGUUGUUGCACCUGCCACUCAAACGUCUGCUCACCGUAG